Messenger RNA from Coccinella septempunctata (seven-spotted ladybird), 914 nucleotides. RefSeq lists its product as uncharacterized. Bases 24 to 554 code for a protein of 176 amino acids. The record is from RefSeq and is a predicted model, not a curated record. The transcript is spliced from 2 exons. Lineage: Eukaryota; Metazoa; Arthropoda; Insecta; Coleoptera; Coccinellidae.
GAUCCCAAUUUUUACUACACAAUAUGGGUGGACCAGAGUGUAACAUGAGCGUAGAAGAGAAAAACAUGUACAACGCUCAAGUCCUACAAUACUUGGAAGCAUCGUUGCAGCACGCUCCCAGAGCUGUAAUAGAAAACGAAGAAUCGGCAGCUGAAGCCUUCAAAAAACUGAUUCAAAUGUUCGGCAAAAAUGACGUUCAAAAAAUGGUGGAAGUACUGGACAAUUUUGGAAAAAUUACAUUUUACCCGAAGAUGAACCCGGUGAACUUCGUCUCACAAUUUGAAAAGGGAGUUCAAGAAUUCAAGGAACUAGGCUUUCCGUUGGACCCGAAGAUCAUCGUGGGAUAUUUUCUACAUAAAAUCAAGGAUGCUAAUGGUUUCUUGGCGUUUUUCACCACAAUGGCUACACUACCAGAGGAAACGAGGACGUAUGAAUUCGUCAAGAAUGCCUUUCUGGAGGUGGCGAAUAGCCAAUAUUUCAAGGAAGCAGAAAACAAGAAUAGGUCUGAUCGAACAAACAGGGAUGGUUCAAAAAAAGGAGAAGUAUCCAGCUAAGAGGUCUGCUUAUUUUAAAGAGAAAAGGGCAGAAAAGAGUCCUUACACACUGGAUCAGUUGGAGAAAAUCAAGAAAAUGACACCAGCUGAAAAGCUUGAUGCAAGUUGUAGAAAAUGUGGUUUGAUGUUCCACAAGUCAAACACAUGUGUGAACACAGAGAGAUUCUGCUUUUACUGCCAUAAGAAGGGACAUGAAAAGAAGGACUGUAGGAAACUGAAAGAUCAAAAAUCUAAAAAUUAAGAAGAAAGAUCUCCCUGCUCUUUGUAUCGGAUGGCGUUUAUCGAAUUUCAGCAAGAGUAAAUCCUGGUGAUACAAGUAGUAUCAACAAAAUUAAUGUAAAUAAAGAAGAUAGUAUAAAU